AGUUUCAAAGCUUUAUAUGCCAUAGUAAACGUUAACGCUGUUUUUGCGAUUUGUUUAUCUAAAUACUAUAGUAACCAUAAUUCUUAGGUUUUUAUUAAUGACCAAAGUGUAUUUCCUACAAUGUUUUCUUUUGUACAGCUCAUUAUACUGACAAACUUUUGGUUUAGUGUACACCAUAGAAAUAAUGUUAUAUUUGUUUUCCUUCUUGAAAAAAUAUUCAUUAUAUACCGUACUUCGAAAAUAUUCAUUAAAUAAGGCGUUUAUAGCUUUAAUAAAAACACCAAUAUUCAAUUGUAAAACGUGGGGAAAAUGUGAUUAUUGAAAUAAGAUUUGAAAAUGAAACACGUCAAAAAUUAAAAAAAAAAUUAAAACUAAUGUUUAAAUGAGUAUUUUUUGUUUUAUACAUAUCUGUAAAAUUUUACAAGUUUCUAUUAUUUUUACAAUGACGAUAGUAAAGUUAUUUUGGGUCAAACAUAUCACGGCUUGUAAUCUUUGCCGGAAAUAGCCGGGCAUCUCGUUUCCUCAAUUACACAGUGGCGGAUAGCGAGCCGGACACACACGUAAGAACCACACGCCACAGUCACUGUCAGCUAACGUGUUGUUGUUUAUUUUUCAUCACUUACUUACAAAAUGGCAGGAGAAUGGGAUAGACAUGGCCUAAGUCACAGCAGUUCUCAUAUUUUGGUAAUGUGCUUCACUUUGAUCCUAGGACAAGUUGCCGCAACCCCUGAAAUCAGAGUGCUCACCCCAAACGAUUACCAAUACUGGUACCUAACAAAGUUCGGAAUUCCUAGCCAAGAGUCGACUCACCUAGCUUUCAAAGUCCUGGCCUGCAAUGACGCACAUAUGUUGCUGAAACCCAGUAAUAGAAGGCCCAUUGAAAUUGUUCUAGGCGGCUGGAGUAACUCAAAUUCCUGCUUAAGAACCCGGGUACAGGGACCAUGUCGAGAUCAGUACGCCGGAAAGAUACUUGACUGUAAAGAGUUCAAAGAGUUCGUAAUAAGCUGGAAAGAUGGUAACAUUAUGGUAGGACACAUGAACUCCGGAUUUAGGGAUCUUAUGCUGGACUUUCAACUCAAGAACCCUUUGUCUAAUGUGACAAUUGGGAUCUCUACCGGGUUCGGAGCAACAGGAAUAUGGACGUUCGAAGAUACCAGAACAAACACUACAGAUACAACAGUGCCGCCCGUCCAAGUAACAUCAACAGACAAACUGACCACAAAUGAAGGAUCACAAAACGCACAAGUAAUCAAUGUUGAAGGCAAAUCAUCUGAAAUGACCAACAGCUACACGGCAGUUGGAGCGACUGCCGCAGUUCUUGCUCUCCUUGCAUUUAUAGUCGUAGGUGCCAUCCUGUGGCGGAGGUUGAUUCGUCGUCCAGGUCCGAGUCCGAAUAUUGAAAUCAUUAACCCGGGAUUUAAUGGGAAAGAAAUGAGCACCUACGAAAUAAUACACAAACACUACCCAGAAGAAAACCUUUACACAGACAUUGGCACUCUCGAUAUUGCCAAAGUUCACGAAAACGGCGCAUAUUACGAUACCGCUGAACCCUUAGAAGAUAAAAACAUGUAUUUACGUAUGUUAGAUGCUUCUGGCGAGGAAAUGCAACGUACUUCCAAUUAUUUGUCAACGUCCCAUACCAAGCAACCUAGCAAAGGGAGAUCGUCAAACACGAAACAACAGACUGAGGACGGUCAACCAAACUUUUAUGUUGACAGUACCUACCUUGUGCCAAGACCUUCCAUGAAAAAGCAGUAAAUGCAUAAUUUAUUGACAAUAAAGGAUACACACUAUCUUUAAAAUCUGCUCUCUUAAUUAGCAUGUUGCUACGGAUGGUUCAUUUUUGCUAAAUUAAUAAAGUGAUAAAUAAAAACUAUCUGAACUUGGCAAAUAUAUCAUACCACCUAACAUUAUUUCAAUUUCAAUGAGUUUUACAAAUCUAAUACAUUUUGGAUUAUUAAUUAUUCUGAGAUAAUAGGUAACUUUGAAGAGACAGGCUUAAGAAACCAGAUGCAUAUUUUCAACUGUUUUGUACAUGUGAAUUUCAAGUUGACAUUGCAUAGAAAAUGAAAUUAAAAUAUGUUCA
Messenger RNA from Magallana angulata, 2086 nucleotides. RefSeq lists its product as uncharacterized. The record is from RefSeq and is a predicted model, not a curated record. The coding region runs from base 631 to 1758 and encodes 375 amino acids. NCBI's taxonomy places the organism in Eukaryota, Metazoa, Mollusca, Bivalvia, Ostreida, Ostreidae. The transcript has 5 exons.